This is a messenger RNA of Cornus florida, 3254 nucleotides long. RefSeq lists its product as uncharacterized. The record is from RefSeq and is a predicted model, not a curated record. Bases 77 to 2953 code for a protein of 958 amino acids. NCBI's taxonomy places the organism in Eukaryota, Viridiplantae, Streptophyta, Magnoliopsida, Cornales, Cornaceae. Gene Ontology annotation, biological process: meristem development; meristem maintenance. The transcript is spliced from 2 exons.
UUUCCUCUCCUGGUCUCCACUCUUCUCUAUACUUUCUUUUUUCUCCUUGCCCUUUAAUUCCACCCUCUGUCCGUCCAUGCCGGAGAAACUCCUGACUGACUCCGAUGGUCUUAUUCCUGAGCCCCCUCCGCCAUCGGAGUGGCGCCGAGCACCAUACCUUGAAGAUGGCGACCAAUUUUGGGACAAAGUCACCAUUUAUCCCGAAUCCUCAAACCCACCCAUCAACACAGACACCAAACCCCUACUGUUGGAACCUGAAAUAGAGGUAAGCGAGACAGCUGAUGAAUUGCCAGCUUCUUCCAUUCCCCGUCUUUUGAUUGAACGAGGAGAUUUCCCAUACUCGUUUGUCCAAUACGGCAGUCAUACAGAUUGUGAUUGGAUGAUCUGGUCCCUACAUAUUCUCAACAAUGAUCGUUAUAGUCACAUCCUCAAAAGGGCUAAUAUACUUCGCUCGCUACGCCUUUGUCCAUUUUUGACAGUCCAGCUUGAUCAACCAAGCUUAGCUGUGCUCCUUUCGAGGUGGAGUUGCGAGACUCACACCUUUGUGGCGUCUUGGGGUGAGUUCGCGCCUUCUUUGGAAGAUAUCUCUGUAUUACUCCAUCUUCCCGUCUUCGGCGCAGCUGAUUCUGAUCUAUCCAUGGUAUCCGAAGAGGACCAGGAAAUAGUUGUUGCCUUGCGUAGCGCCGCCAUAGAGGCGGCACAAUGUGGCUCACGCUAUCAAGGCUCUGUUCUUCUCGAUUCGCCUCCUCCAUGUUCGUCGAAAUACCCGACUUAUGCCCAGUGGUAUAGGCAUUUUUUCCGAGAUUAUGAACCAAUUUCUAAUCUGAUGGGGUCGGCUCAACUUUUCCGUGAAAGUGUCACAGGACCUGAGUUUGGAAAACGUUAUGAGCUAGCGGGCUUUUUAUCUUACUGGUUAGACAGGUUUAUUUUUGAAGGCAAACCUGAAGGUGGCAUCAACGAGCGAGUGUUCCCUUUGGCCGCGGCUCUGUCUCGCGGCUGCGCGUUGCCUCUUGCACCAAUGUUUUUAGGUACUUUAUACUACAGGUUGGACAUGUUGAAGCGAGAUUGGGCUCGAUCCCUCGGUCGCUAUGAAGUCACUACUUUUGUUUCUUGCUCAUUCUUGACUUUGUUUUUGUAUAAGCGCUUCCCAAACUAUGCGCCCAAAACCCUUUGUGAAAAAGCUGGAAAUGGACAUUCUCAAGACUAUAGUCACCCAAUGUGGUGGGCAUACCUCAUGACUUCCAGUUACUUGAGUGACUAUAUUGAUGAAUUUGAAAACUUCUGUGCCCGCCCAUAUGUUGUUGAGCAAAAUGGCAUUCUUUAUGGGGGUCCUGAAGAAUUUGUGGCGGUGCUGAAGGAUGACUUUAACAUCAACACUUUAAUAUUCAUUGCAAUUGUGUCAAAAUGUGCUCUUCCCUACAUAACUGAGACCGGAGAGGGAGCAAUCGCGUACAACCCUUGUAGGACUGCUCGCCAAUUCGGAUAUGACCAAGGUGUACCAGGGCCUACCAAUUGCCAAGGAUCAUAUACUUCCAGCUGCGCUAGAUUUAGUAGCAGUCGCAAACUCACCCUUCAUCAGUAUCCUGCUAGCUUCAUUAUUCCCUCAGGCAAACGUGAAGGUAGCUACACUCCACGCUUUCACAAGUAUUGGGCUAACAUUUUGAAGUUGUUGUUUGCCUUCCCUUUUGGCUCUCCUCAACCAUUGGAACCAGUACCUAUAUUGGAAGAUGAUAUUUCCUUGAAGGCUCCCAAAAAGCGACCGGAUGUAACACGUGGCGGCUUAAGCCGUUUUGCAGUAUCUAGGACCACCAAAACUGCUUCAGCAGCUCAAAUAACAUAUCAGGAACAUAGGUCUGCGAGCAAAAGGCAACAUCCAUUGAUCAACUUAGGGCCAUCCAAGUGCACGAAGCGCAUGGGAAUGCUCUCCAAAACCAAUUCGGAGUUUGGCUCUUCGCUUGAUCGUGCUGAUGAAACUCCAGUCUCUCCACCUGUUUCUCCUAGCCAUCUUGAAGUGGACGAGUUUACUGACACGGCUAAUAUCACCAAGAAGUCACCUUCAGAUAGCGAGCAACAGGGGAGGUCAGCUGAAUCGCAGGGCUUGAGGCACUUUGAUAACUUACCUGUUGAUUGUCUCCUUUCUCCGAAUGGUUUCAUACUCCGCGUGGAUUAUGAAAAGAGGGAUCUAUCUGCUGCCAAAGGUUGGUGUGCGGAUGAUGUUGCUGAGCAGGAGGUUGCAGCUCCUGACCCGGUCGAGAUCAGAGAUAGUGCUGGUGAUAGGCAUUUAAAUUCGGAGGACAUCAAAUUAAACCUACCAGAAGCUGAAAGUAUAAAUGUAGCCCCUGCUUCAGUUUCAUCUGCAGGUGCUUCAGUACCCAAGACCAGUCUUGCGCUGCCCCUUCCUCCUCCUCGAGAGGAGAACAUUGGCCCUGAUGGAUUAGUGCAAUGGCUCAGCUAUAAAUGUAGCUUCCGAAGCAUUCCAUACCUUGAUUGCGUAUUUCAGAAAUACCCCAAGACAUUUGAUGAUUUUAGAGUUAAAAGUGCACAUUUUCAGGGGAUGUUCUUGGAUGCCCUCGGCGGUCUCAUCAAAUCUUUGGCAGGAAAAAGGUUUAGCCAAAUUACUACUGAGGAUAUCAAUGUUGCUAGAGAUCUAAUGUUGGAUUGGAAAUCUUCAGCGGGGUUAAAUCUAUCAUGGCUCGAGCAGAGGUACGCAGAUGCUAAUGCUAGACUUGCUGUCCGUGACCUUAACCAAGAAUCUGCACAGAUUUUGUUGGAAUUGCAAGAGACUGACGAGUAUGUUAUGGAUCUCCGUCUCGAUUUGGCGGUAGAGGAGGCAAAAGCUGCUUCUCUUAGAGCUAGAUGCAAGGAGUUAUCCCAGAAUAUCUCUUCUCAGCGGGCUAUUAUUGACCCUACUCUUAGUUUUGAAGAUGAAAUUUUGAAAGACUUGAUUGACUGAUUAUUCACACCCGUAAAACUUCAACUCUAACCUGACCAAGUAGUAAUUUGAUAUAUAUUGCAUACCUCUUCAACUUCUGGGUCAUUUGGGCCUUUCCCGGGACUUGCAACUCUCUCGUUCUUGAUAAGCUUUGAGAGCUAAAAGGGCGACGAAUGGUGACAGAAUGAAUGUGUGUUUCGACGGCAUGUAUGUCAACUUAUGAUAGAAAUGGCAAGGAAACUUAGAAGCAAUGUAGCUAGCUCACUUACAGCUCUUUUGUAAUGUGUUUUGUGUCUGUAUAAACAACUAGUGAUGUGCUCCA